AGCACAGCUGACGUAAACGCGUUACGUCAACAGGAAACACGAUGGAAACAGAAAUACAACAACAACAACAACAUCACGCUCUCGGUUAGCUUUGUGUAAAUCCUGUUAACGCGGACUGACUUUAAGUUUGUCUCAUCAACAGUUUUUAUCUCGCAGUUUUACCUGUAACUAAGCUAUUAGCUGACUGCAGCUAACGCGAGCUAGCUGCCAGCACGCUAGCGUUAACCAAAAUGGAUGAUAACAAGAUGGUGGCUGGUAAAGUGAAGAAACCGGGCAAACGCGGCCGCAAACCUGCGAAGAUCGACCUGAAGGCCAAACUGGAGCGAAGCCGUCAGAGCGCGAGAGAGUGCAGAGCGAGGAAGAAGCUGAGAUACCAGUACCUGGAGGAACUGGUUUCCAGUAAGGAGAGAGCCAUCUGCGCCCUGCGGGAGGAGCUGGAGAUGUACAAGCAGUGGUGUUCGGCCAUGGAUCAGGGGAAGAUCCCCUCAGAGAUUAAAGCUCUGCUGACCGGAGACGACCAGAAAAUGCCUCAAGGUGGCAGCAGCACCAAGUCGUCCAAGAACAGCAAGAACAACAUCAGCAGCAACGGUCAGAGCUAAUCCGCUAAUCUGAACCUCCGACUGUGACGGAGGACAGAGACUGACGAAGGCUUUGGAGUGAAACCGCUGCUGUCGAUCAUCUACAAGCAACACGAACUAACCUGUAGAUGAGUUGAAGUGACUCGCAGGAACGUGCGUGAAGUUACAGGCUCCGCCUUUUUAUUUUCUACACGUCCCAGUUAUUCUAAUAUCUAAUCAUUAACAGUUUUGUUUCACAGAUACACAUGAAGCUGCAUUUAUGUACGUCAUUCCUAAAAAUUUCAUUUUGAUGUUUUCAGACCAGUUUAAGCUUAAAAAUUAAAACUUGUUGCUCAUUUCUCCCCCAGUUCAGCACGCUUUCUUCAACCAACCUUUUUAACUGUCUGUCCCGCAUCACGGGUCCGAGACCGCUUCUUUAUAUACAGUCAGUCGUAUAAUCAGUCAUGUGAUUUAUAAAGAUUUAGUUUAUAAAUCAUCACUGUCAUCUUCUUAGAGUUUUUACAAAUCCAGAAUGCCUCUGAAGGAUUUCUAAAUCGGGCAGUUUCAGCCUGAGAGAGGAGCAGGAAACAGGGACAGGCAGAGAGACAGGCAGAGAGACAGGCAGAGAGAGAGACAGAGGGAGACAGACAGACAGAGAGAGACAGACAGACAGAGAGACAGAGAGAGAGAGACAGACAGACAGAGAGACAGACAGACAGACAGACAGACAGAGAGAGACAGACAGACAGACAGAGAGAGACAGACAGACAGAGAGAGACAGAGAGACAGACAGGCAGGGAGACAGACAGAGAGAGGGAGACAGAGAGAGACAGAGACAGACAGACAGACAGGCCUGCGACAGCCACAGAUACGACACAAAAAUAAAAACAAUAAUUCAGAUCGUUUGAUUUAUUGAUUGCUGUCGCAUGUAAAGAGAAUUUCAACGAAAAUAACAAACUGCUUCUGAAAUACGUCGCCUGCCCAGCUGUUUCUAUGCAGACGACGGUUUGUAUACUUAGUAUUUAUUGUGAUUUAUGAGUCACAUGACUGACUGACUGUGUAAGAGCGCCAUGAUCUGAUGGAGGCGGACACGUAAAAACAUUUGGUGAAUGAAUCCUGUUUGAAACUGGUGUGUUGUUCAUGUUUCUGGGUUUAGUUUGCUCUGGAGAAAACGUGUUUUCUGUCUGUUGCUGCCCUUCGCGGUGUAUUUAUACGCUGUUAGAAGUAUAAAUCACAUUGUGGUUCUACAGUAGGCUAUAUUUUUUUAAAUGUGACUAACUAUGUCCAAACAGUGAGAUGGCCUUCCUGCUGUAGCGUCGACGUAAAGAGGACGAGGAAUCAAAAUGUACAGUGAUGUUGAUAAGUCUGUAUGCGGGAUACGUUUUUGUAUUUGUAUUUUCUAUAUCGGCUCAGAGGAAGCGUGAUUUGUGUUUGUGUUUUGUUCUGUUUCAGCAGAACGAGUUGGACUUCCCUCUCGUUCUCGUUGGAGGCGAAAGCUUCUGCUUUUUGAGAGUGAAAUGAUUGUGAUGAUAAAUUAUACAGAACGAUGAGCAGGUUCGCUGCCCACAGCUUCUCGUUAUUGAGUUCUGUUUACUGUUUGUUGUUCCUUACAAAUGUUGUUGCUCUUUGUAUUUUUUUUUUUUUGUCGGUGAGGUGAUUCAGUUCCUCAUGAGAAUGUGUGCACUUUCUUAAAUUUGGCAGAAGCACUUUGUUAGAUGAUACUAGUUCAAGGCUUUGCAACAAUAUGUGUCUGAACUCUUUUGUCAAAGACAAUAAAAGUGUGUUUGACUGA
Molecule: messenger RNA, 2349 nt
Organism: Siniperca chuatsi (mandarin fish)
Lineage: Eukaryota; Metazoa; Chordata; Actinopteri; Centrarchiformes; Sinipercidae
Gene: crebl2
Product: cAMP responsive element binding protein-like 2
Exons: 3
Coding region: 231-599 (122 amino acids)
Biological process (GO): regulation of DNA-templated transcription
Cellular component (GO): nucleus
Molecular function (GO): DNA-binding transcription factor activity
Source: RefSeq, a predicted model, not a curated record